UCUCUCCGACCCGCCUCGCCUUAAUCAUUCCAUUAAUUGGCGGGGAAGCCGGAGUAUUUUGCUUUGAUUUGGGUGGAAGAGACGUACACAUAUUUUAUAUAUAUGCAUUGAAUUGAAAAACAUUCUACAUAAAAAAAGAAAAACAACAACAACAACAAAAACAAAAACAAGAUGCUAGGAAAAGCAGCUGUAUCUGCAAUUUCUGUCAUUCUUGUUGUUGGUGUAGCACUUGCUAUUGUGGGUGUUGUUCAACACCAAAGUUCGUCCAAGAGCGACAGCGGUAGCGAAAACCAGAUUUCAACACAACAGAAGGCUGUCUCAGUCUUCUGUGGAAAGACAGAUUACCAGGAAAUUUGCCAGAAGACCCUUACUCCCGUUGCUGACCAAGGAGUCAAAGACCCUAAGGAAUUUGUCAAGGCUGCAUUACAAUCCACAAUCAAUGAGGUUACCAAAGCAUUGAACUUCUCUGAUACCCUCAUAACGAACGUGUCAUCUAGCACCCCUAGAGUGAAAAUGGAAGCGGAGGAUUGCAAAGACUUGUUAGAAUUCGCUGUGGAUGAGCUCCAAUCCUCGUUCUCUAUGGUGGGUGACAGCAACAUUAACAACAUGACUGACAAGGCUACCGAGAUUAAGAACUGGUUGAGCGCUGUUAUCUCGUACCAAACUUCUUGCCUUGAUGGGCUUUCAGAAGCACCUGAAUUCCAAAGCCUCAUGAGUAAGAAUCUCCAAAAUGCUUCAUCGCUCACCAGCAAUGCUUUGGCUAUUGUUAGUGAGCUUGGUGCAAUCCUCAAGGCCUAUGGUUUGGAAUUGAAUGUCAAGCCCAGUAGUGGCAGUCGCAGACUUCUCGGUGAGGAUGGGUAUCCAACAUGGUUCUCAGCCUCAGACCGCAAGCUUUUGGCUGCGAGUCCAGGAACGGUCAGACCCAACGCGGUUGUGGCUAAGGAUGGAAGUGGACAAUACAAGACCAUUUCUGCUGCACUUGCUGCUUACCCCAAGAACCUCAGAGGCCGAUAUAUUAUCUAUGUCAAGGCUGGAGUCUAUAACGAGUACAUUACCGUAACCAAGAAUCAGAAGAACGUCUUCAUCUAUGGUGAUGGACCCAGAAAGACCAUUGUCACCGGCAACAAGAGCAACAAGGGUGGCUUCUCCACCUUCAAGACUGCCUCCUUCUCUGCAGUUGGACAAGGGUUCAUUGCCAAGUCAAUGGGAUUCACCAACACUGCUGGUCCAGAAGGACACCAAGCUGUGGCUCUCCGUGUCCAAUCAGACAUGGCAGUCAUCUACAACUGCAGGAUGGAUGCGUACCAAGACACAUUGUACAUCCAAGCACACAGACAAUUCUACCGCAACUGUGUGAUUUCAGGCACUGUGGAUUUCAUCUUUGGUGACUCUGCCACAAUUAUCCAGAACUGUUUGAUCAUCGUCAGGAAGCCUUUGGACAACCAAAAAAAUACAGUGACUGCACAUGGCAGAGCUGACAAGCGUGAGAUCACAGCUUUGGUUAUCCACAACUCCAGGAUUGUUCCAGAGCGAAAACUCUUCCCUGUCAGGUUCAGGAUCCCAACAUACUUGGGUAGGCCAUGGAAGGAGUAUGCUAGGACUGUGAUCAUGGAGACUACUUUGGCAGAUUUCGUUAACCCCGAAGGUUAUUUGCCUUGGGCUGGAGACUUUGGCCUUGCAACCUGUAGUUACUUUGAGUAUGGUAAUCGUGGCCCAGGUGCUAAUUUCAGGGGGAGAGUGAAAUGGAAAAAUGUGAGAGUCAUCAGAAGGAGUGAGGCUCUUCAAUUCACUGUUAAUUCUUUCAUUCAAGGCAAUUACUGGUUGAAGACUACUGGAACUCCCUACUUGCCCGCUUUGAAAAUCUGAGUCAUGGAGGUAGUGAUUGAGAG
Quercus robur (English oak) is the source of this 1889-nucleotide messenger RNA. RefSeq names its product pectinesterase-like. The record is from RefSeq and is a predicted model, not a curated record. Gene Ontology annotation, molecular function: pectinesterase inhibitor activity; pectinesterase activity. The coding region runs from base 172 to 1866 and encodes 564 amino acids. Gene Ontology annotation, biological process: cell wall modification. NCBI's taxonomy places the organism in Eukaryota, Viridiplantae, Streptophyta, Magnoliopsida, Fagales, Fagaceae. The transcript has 2 exons.